AAACUUCGACCAGUCACUGAACAAUGUCUUGCGACAUUCAGAGCAAGCGUUAUAUUAGUUCUCAGGUUAAGUACUACGGUGACACCAACGUCCAGACAUUCUGCGUCACUUUGCUACGGUAUACUGUGUUCUUCAUGUUGAUGUCUAAGCAGCGCGUCCUGUCUCUUGUAAAAAGAGGUACAUCCCUCCGCCUGGCACAAGUACAGGCUUCCUGGCCCAAGGAUCUCAAGCGCAUCUUCUCUCGUAUAUACAGGAACAUAGAAGCCCGUGUCACCACUCACGAUGUGGGGAGCCAGAUUUGUGAUGUUUACUUUAGCGACGAUGUGGGGUUCGAGAUCUGAGAAAGUGACUUCGUGUUUGAAUUUGCAUGACGACCUGAAGUGGCGUUUUGCGUCUGCUAUCCUUGUGAAGUGGACUCCGCACUCCUUCUCGAAGGCUGAACACAACCAACGUCGGAUUUUUGGGCCUUCCUUUUGAGCUGAAACUCUUCGACGUUUCUGCUUUGGACGUGGACGGUAUUCAUCAUCAUCCUUGUCAUCCGAUUCGUGUAUGUAUUCAUCGUCGCUCUCCUGCCCGUGGUUGUUAACAUCCACCGCUUCCACCUUCCGCUUCUUACCACGAGUGCGAGGCAACUCGUCUUCGCUACGACCAUCUCGAAAACGCGUAGCAGGUUUCUGACGAACUGCGUGGGACGAUUGGGAUGCUUUGCGAUAAGCAUUUCCGGACGGCUUCCGAGUUUCAGGAGGGAUAUAAGGUGUGUCCUCCUGAUGUCGUUUGAUCACUUUCUUCUUCCUGGACUUGGUAACACGACCGUCGUGUGUCGUAUUGGCUCUCAGUUUCUUCCGCUUCUGACUCACGUUGGGCGAUGGUACUGCAACACCGGAUGAGCCCUCGUUAUGCGUUGGAUCGAUAGCGGCUUCUCCGACAGCAGGACCAGAGAAGCGCUCCGGAGAUGGUGCAUGCUGUGAUCUACGAAUCACGGGAUCUUCUCCAUCGUCGUCAAAAGGAUAAUGUGUUUCGAGCAGGCGAGGGCUCCCAUAUGUGUGAUGUACUGGCUUGGACGGAUGAAGAGGAGGGGUAUGAGGACUCAGAAGAGUCCAAUGGGCCAGUGACAUCUCGGCUAUGUAUCAUCUCCGGCGUUGACCAAGGCGGGUCCGGUGGACUUCUAGAAGA
Messenger RNA from Somion occarium, 1173 nucleotides. Lineage: Eukaryota; Fungi; Basidiomycota; Agaricomycetes; Polyporales; Cerrenaceae. The record is from the annotation of a GenBank genome assembly.